This is a messenger RNA of Lentinula edodes (shiitake mushroom), 3237 nucleotides long. Its product is annotated as SNF2 family N-terminal domain-containing protein. Gene Ontology annotation, molecular function: ATP binding; ATP-dependent chromatin remodeler activity. Gene Ontology annotation, cellular component: cytoplasm. The transcript has 31 exons. The coding region runs from base 141 to 3092 and encodes 983 amino acids. Lineage: Eukaryota; Fungi; Basidiomycota; Agaricomycetes; Agaricales; Omphalotaceae. The record is from RefSeq and is a predicted model, not a curated record.
ACCUGACUCCAUCGUGACAUCCUGUAAACUUUGGCAGAGAACCGCGAGAUAAUAUAUUCAUUUUUUUUGCUUGGAUCGCACGCUUUCUACGCGUCGGCCGUCUUUUUCUACUACACGCGCCGUUUGCGGAUUUCAGCAGAAUGAGCACAGGAUCGCGUCUCUUGGACGCUCUGGACAGCUCGAUGUUCUUGCCAUCGACAUCGCAGAGCACUCCCAGAGACCCAUUGCAUUCUUUGAACGCAGGUUCAAGCCCUGUAGCGUCGGAAACCGGCCCCGAUAGAACAAUGGUCAUGGAAGCUCGUUCGACUCAGAUGCAGGGGAAUAUGAUGCGUCUCAUGCAAGCAGACGGUGACGCGCAGCUUGUGUUAGGCUCUCCAUCAAGUCAAGCCUCUAGAACAUCCAGGGUAGCAGGAGCAGGUGGAUUUGGAUUAAAUUAUGACGAUCAGACACCUGUGAGAAUGAUUGACAUAGGGGGUGCAGACCAGGGAUUACGAAUGGUCGAAUUUGUGACUCAGACCAUUAACAACGCAAGCCAUGGUAUAACAGUCAAGUCUGCCGUAGAAAAGCUAGGACUCGAGGACUUGAACGAUAUUCUACCUGGCAUGAAUGUACGAUUGCUUCCGCAUCAAGUCAUUGGCGUUUCCUGGAUGCUAGAUCGAGAAAGGAGUAAAUACAAGGGAGGAAUCCUAGCAGACGAUAUGGGUCUAGGAAAGACGGUGCAAAUGAUAGCUACCAUGGCUAUGAAUCAACCAUCCUUAGAGGACGAAGAUGCCCCCACAACUACUCUCAUCGUGGUUCCAGCCGCCCUUUUACAGCAGUGGAAGGAAGAGAUAGAAACAAGGACCAACGACAUCAUGAGCGUACAUGUUCACCAUGGAAAAGAUAAAUUGAAGAAACGUUCGGAAAUCAAAAACUAUGAUGUAAUCAUUACUACUUAUCAGACUCUGAACGGGGACUUCAACUUUCCUAAAGACCUUCCGAUCGAGGAAGAAUCUGAAUGGCUACUGAGGGCUGGUGGUAUCCUUGCUCGUACAAGGUUCCAUCGUGCUAUCGCUGAUGAAGCUCAGUUCAUCCGCAAUCGGGCGACUAGAUCUAGUAUUAGCCUCGCCCACGUUCAAGCAACGUAUAGAUGGAUGCUCACUGGCACGCCCGUGACAAAUACCCUUGCAGAUAUCUACGGUUUAUUGCGGUUUGGACACUUCAGGCCAUGGAACGACUGGAAUGAUUUCAACCACCACGUCGCUAAGAUACAGAUUAUAGAUCCACCUCUCGCUGGUCAACGAGCCCAAGCUAUUCUGGCUCCUCUCCUUCUCCGGCGCACAAAGAAUUCUACAUUGGAAGGUGAACCUAUUUUGAAGUUACCUCCAAAGGAGAUCAAGCUCGUCAAGUUGGAUUUUUCCGUCGACGAAAGAGAAUGCUACGACUCGUUCGAAAAACAAUCUAAAAUUCGUCUGAAUAAAUUCAUUAAAGAAAGGACCCUUGUGAAGAACCACACAUACGUACUUGUAAUGAUAUUACGUCUCCGGCAACUUUGUUGCCAUCCUUAUCUUAUUUUAUCUCAAACCGAGAACUUUGAUGAUCCUACUGCUUUGAUGGGUGGUGAGGCAGAAAAAGAGAGAGCCAGAGCGAUCAAAGCGAAGGGGAGACCUUGGGUUGAGGGUAUUAUACGCCAGUUCCUUCUCCGUGCACGUGCGAACGAACUUUUGGAUUAUGAUGACGAGGCUCCAGACACUGCUUCGUGUCCCGUAUGUGAAGAAAUUUUCGUUCCUGCAAAAGGAAGGAUUCUUUCUUGCGGACACGAAAUCUGUUUGGACUGUGUCUUGGACAUUCGAAACUCUCCAAUGGAGCAUAAUGGAAUCUUCGGUGAAGGCACAGAAAGAGAAAAUCUGGAGGCCGAGAGGCAGUUUGAGGAAGCCAACGCUAAAGGCCAUCGAAAAUGUCCGACUUGCAAAACUAUUCUCGAUAUGGGGCCGGAGAAAAUCUUCAAAGCUAUCGCAUUCGAGCCGACGGACGAGGAGCUCAGCAAGUAUGCCGACUCGGAACGUCGUCGUCGUCGAAACACUUCUUCGUCUCACCGUUAUCCUUCUUUUCCAAAGAAGAAGGCGGUCGCCUACGGGUCAUCUGAGGACGAGGGCUCCGACGAUGAACUUUCUGUAAAGUUACACAAAACAUUCGAGCUAAAAGGUCUGGAUGACUCGGACGACGAUUUACCCGAUCUCGAAGACAUCAUGCGUCCAACGAAAAGGCAUAAGACUGGGGAGAGAAACACCGAUCAUGAUGACGAUAUCCUAGACCUCACAAUGGACGAUAUCACCCAGCCGAUUUUUUCUAGUCCCAGUAAACCUGGCCAGUCCUCAAAUAAUAAGCGUAAGGCACAUCAGUCCACAAAUGGUGGAGAAAAAAGGAAGGAUACAGACUCAGAGGGAGGUCUCUCAAAAGCCCUUGUCGCUACCUGGUCAAAAGGGGACGAUGACAUGGAACCCAGUAUCAAGAUGGUUCAAUUAAUUGAAUACGUUAAGAAAUGGGAGGCAAUCGGUGACAAAACUAUUUGCUACUCUCAGUGGACGUCUAUGCUCGAUCUUAUUGAAAUUCUCUUCUCCCGACAUGGUAUCCGCAGUUUGCGUUUUGAUGGCAAAAUGGACCGAACAUCAAGAGAUCGUACAUUGGUGCAGUUCAGGAAGCCUGACGGACCAAAGGUCAUACUGAUCAGCACCAAAUCGGGUGGCGUAGGAUUGAACCUGGUAGCCGCCAACCGGAUCGUCAACAUGGACCUUUCGUGGAAUUAUGCCGCUGAAUCCCAGGCUUAUGAUCGUGCCCACCGCAUCGGGCAGGAAAAGCCUGUGUUCGUGAAGCGUUUGGUUGUACGAAAUACCAUUGAAGAGCGCAUGCUACAACUCCAGGACGUAAAAGUUGGUCUUGCCGAAGCUGCUCUCGGAGAGGGGACAGGUCAUAAGCUAAAUAAGCUUAGCAUGAAGGAUAUCAAGUUUUUGUUCGGCAUGACGAAGAACAAUACGAGUACUGGCAAUAAUCGAGACAGCCAAGGGCUAUCACACUCCGGAGGUGGCGGUGACGAUGAUAGCGACGAUGAGUAAUGGUUUUUGUCUCUGACUCGAGAGUUGCAUUGUAUGUAUAAUGACUAGCAUCGAGUUCUUGUGUCAUUUGAGUUUUUUCUUAACGUCUAGUGUAUUUCUGUUUAUCUACUUAUUCAAUCAUAAACAUAAUACUACAUAGUACUGU